This is a messenger RNA of Fonsecaea nubica, 1407 nucleotides long. RefSeq lists its product as hypothetical. Gene Ontology annotation, molecular function: carboxylic acid transmembrane transporter activity. Gene Ontology annotation, cellular component: plasma membrane. Bases 1 to 1407 code for a protein of 468 amino acids. Gene Ontology annotation, biological process: carboxylic acid transport; transmembrane transport. The record is from RefSeq and is a predicted model, not a curated record. The transcript is spliced from 5 exons. Lineage: Eukaryota; Fungi; Ascomycota; Eurotiomycetes; Chaetothyriales; Herpotrichiellaceae.
AUGGCGACUGAAAAGUCUCAGCCUUCGUACGAAAUCACAGGUAAUGAGUCGAAUGGAAGUCAAUCCCAUGCCCAGGACGUUGAAGUCGGGGAAAGAAGACUCAGUCAUGUCGAUGUCGCCAGGAUCACCAAGGUCUCGUCUGUUAUUACCGUUCUAGUUGCGGGACUUGCCUUGUUCUCUGAUGGAUACAAUGCACAAAUCAUCGGGUACAUGGAGCCCUUGUUCACAGACCUAUACAAAGACGGCAUGUCCAGCAUCAUCAAAACCCGAUUGUCCAAUGCAUACCUCAUUGGGGAGAUCUUUGGCAUGCUCUUCUUUGGCUUUCUUAUUGACAAGAUAGGCCGUCGUACCGGCAUCGUCUUUGCAACCUUUUUCCUUAUCCUGGGUAUCGUCUUGGCCACGGCUGCUCACGGCACCACUCAACUCGGCAUGUUCUGGAUGAUGAUCAUUGCUCGUGGUGUCGCCGGCUUCGGUGCCGGAGGCGAGUACCCUACCUGCGGAACUGGCAGUGCCGAAGCCUCAGAUGAAAGUGAAUAUGUCCGUCGCAGACGAGGUUUCCUGGUCGCCGUGGCCACGGACUUCGCCAUUGACUUCGGAUUCGUGGUAGCUGGGGUGGUGGCGCUGAUUGUCAUCGAAUGCUACAACGAGAAGAUCUCCAGUGGAAUCUGGCGUAUCUGCUUCGGGUUGGGCUUUGUCCUCCCCCUGACGCUAUUCUUCUUCCGAAUUCGCAUGGUCGAGUCAAGUCAAUAUCGCAAACAUGCUAUCAAGCGAAACAUACCGUAUUGGUUGAUCAUCAAGCGAUAUUGGAAGCCCAUGGUUGGAACAUCUCUAGCAUGGUUCAUGUAUGACUUUGUCACCUACCCCUUUGGAAUCUUCAGCUCUACCAUCAUCGGUCAACUCAACCCUAACAACACCCUUAUCCAGAACAUUGGAUACGGAUUUAUCCUGGGUGGAGCUUUGAAUCCUAUCCAAUCUGUUUUUCCCUUGUUUGUCGUCCUCUAUGGGAUUUUCAAUAGUCUUGGAGAGAUGGGACCUGGAGUUUGCACUUUCCUGACCGCCGCAGAAAGCUUUCCCACUCCGUUGCGCGGACACUUCAUGGGGUUCGCUGCUGCGGUCGGCAAGGCUGGUGCUGCGAUUGGAACUCAAGUUUUUACGCCUAUCCAGGACUCCUUCGACGACACGCAAAAGGGCACUCAAGCAGUCUUUCUGAUUGGAGCCGGCUUUGCCGCUGCGGGUGGCAUCAUCUCGUGGAUCUUCAUCCCUGAUCGAGAUCGAGAGCUUGAGAGCGAGGACGCUAAGUUCAGAGAAUAUCUUGCAGCUCACGGGUAUGAGGGAGACUUUGGCGAAAGUUUGGUUGGGGAGGUGAGAACAACGGCUUUCAAACCCUAUUAUACGAAGACAUCUUGA